GUUUAAAACUUGCUUCGUGAGGUUAAGUCUUGUUCAUCGUAUCGAAUGUAAAUCAUGCCGUCCUUACGAAAGCGACUGAGCAAUGUGCGGAGUGAACCUCUUACAGUAUGUUCAAUUGCGACAGUCGUUUUGUUGUUAUGCGUGCUAGUGACGGUAGUGAUAAUUGUGUGGACAAUGCCGGAUAUUGCACCAGUAAACGGGAGUUCGCACAUCUGUUUACAAGCUGACGAGGGGGUAAAAUGCAGCGAAACGGUUUCGACCUUGAAGAAUUUGUUGGAAAAAGAGAUUAAAAUAGUUUAUGCGCAAACCCGUACACAAGACAAUAUAGACACAAAGAAAUACUUUGAAGAAAAUGUUAAAAUUGAGCUGAAAAAUGAUUACCUAGCAACGAUCCCAGACAUGAAACCAGCGGCAAAGCUUGUGGGGUUGUUAACAAGCUCAUUUACAAAGGAUUUCACACCAAAUAAAAUGGAAACGGUAUUGGCAUGGUUUAAUGGAAGAGAUUUGGACUAUACUACCGGCUUUAUGAGAUAUGGAAUGAGGUACCAAAACGGCCGUCUUAUUGUACCACUAACAGGAACAUACAAUAUCUACUCUUUCUUGAGUCUGACGGAAAACAGUGACACACCUGAAGACCGGGUUCAACAUGCAAAUGAGAUGUUGAUUAGGCAUUCAAUGUACAAGUACAACGUAAAGCUUGGGCAUGAUGUGGAACUCGCGUCUUCUAUUCAAACAAGGCGGCAGUCCGCAAAUCGUAACUUUAAUGCUUUCAGUUCACAUAUUUCAACUUUGGUACAAUUAGAGGCUGGGGACGAGGUUUCAGUAAAAAUAAGCGACAUAUCGCUUACGUCAUAUCCUGGUGAUAACUUCUUUGGUAUCCACAUGAUAUGACGCGGCGAGCAUGCAAAUGUCCACAUGUGGAACUGCGUGCUCGCCGCGUGGAUGCUUUUACAAAAUGUUCCACCCGACAACGUUGACCAAAUUCAUGCAAGUGAAUUAUAUGGUCCGAGUUGUAAAAGUACCUUGCAGUCUACAAAGUGUAUAUACAAAAAAAUCAAAUGCAUUGGAUCGACUAACGAACUAGAUAGUUAUGAUUGGAAUUUCAAAACCUAAUCUUAGUAAGCAUAUUUUACAGUAUGCAUCACUGAACAUUUCUUACCUUGGCGAGUCAAAUUUCAAAAGUGCCUUCAUCUCUUAUUUAUUACUGAUAUUUUUCUUAUUCAUGGUGUUGUAAAUUUGGAUAAAUAUGGUUCAUUUUAUAUAGAGAAAAGAUAAUAAAUUCCCAAUGCGAAUGAUAAUCAGAAAUAUUAACUGUAUGAUGCUAUAUUCUUAAAUCUUUUUCUAAAAAGAAGGGAUGUAGUUGAAACUUGUUCGUAGUUUCAUUUCAUCGUUCCUCAAAAAGUUGUAACUCUGUUGCUCUGAUCUCUUUCCUACCAUUGAGUAAUAAAUUAGUAAUUAAAUUGAA
This is a messenger RNA of Dreissena polymorpha, 1465 nucleotides long. RefSeq lists its product as uncharacterized. Lineage: Eukaryota; Metazoa; Mollusca; Bivalvia; Myida; Dreissenidae. Gene Ontology annotation, molecular function: tumor necrosis factor receptor binding. Bases 55 to 891 code for a protein of 278 amino acids. Gene Ontology annotation, biological process: immune response. Gene Ontology annotation, cellular component: membrane. The record is from RefSeq and is a predicted model, not a curated record. The transcript has 4 exons.